This is a messenger RNA of Closterium sp. Yama58-4, 2295 nucleotides long. NCBI's taxonomy places the organism in Eukaryota, Viridiplantae, Streptophyta, Zygnematophyceae, Desmidiales, Closteriaceae. The record is from the annotation of a GenBank genome assembly.
AUGGCGUCUAGCGCUUUUGAAACGUACUGGAAGGUUCUGACCGACAACUUCACAGACUUCCAGCUGGCGACCAUCGGAAGCUUCCUGAUUCACGAGUGCGUCUUUUUCAUGUCCGGGCUUCCUUAUCUGAUCCUCGAGAAUCUAAAUGUUCGAAAAUACAAACUCCAGAAAAGGUCGAAUCCGGCAUCAUCACAGAUCAAGUGUGUGUUGAAGCUGCUGAUGUACCACUGCCUGGUCAACCUACCGCUGAUCAUGGCGUCUUACCCAGUCUUUAAGUACAUGGGCUUCAGAAGCACGCUUCCCCUCCCGCACUGGAGUACCAUCGUCACCCAGAUCGUGAGCUAUUUCUUUAUCGAGGAUUUCGUGUUUUACUGGGGGCACCGUGCGCUGCACUCGAAAUGGCUGUACCAGAACGUCCACUGCGUCCACCAUGAAUACGCGACGCCGUUCGGGUUGACAUCGGAGUACGCGCAUCCCGCGGAAAUCCUCUUCCUAGGGUUCGCCACCAUUCUCGGCCCCGCCCUCACUGGCCCACAUCUGCUCACCCUCUGGCUCUGGAUGAGCCUUCGAGUCCUCGAAACCGUUGAAGCACACAGUGGAUUCGAAUUCCCCUGGAGUCCGUCCCGCUUCAUUCCCCUCUACGGCGGGGCGGAGUACCAUGAUUAUCAUCACCGCUGCGUGUACACAGACUCAGGCAACUAUUCGUCCACGUUCAUCUACAUGGACUGGAUCUUUGGGACCGACAAGAAUUACAGGAGAAUGAAGGCUUUGAAGGCAGGCACUGCCAAGGACGAGGCUCCUACUACCAAUGCUGGCGGCUCGCCGGCUGAUGCGGCGAUGACUGGGCCGCUGCCGUCGCCAGCCAAUCGCACGCGCUUCAAGACGCCGGAAGGGCGAUACUUGCUGUCGCACGAGAAGGUUCACCCUGCCGGCCUUAUCCAGUACACCCAUCAGCGCAAUCCCACCAAGAUCACAUUAGCGCAUCUAGAAGACCGCCCUCCGCCCCUCCCCCCUCCGUCCCCGUCACCGGUUGCCACGUCAGCUGGUUCCAGAUUCGCCAAAAACUUCUUAGGAGCAGGAAGCGGCACGCGCGGACUGCCCUUCGGCGGCGGAAAUGGCCGUCAAUCAGCAGCGGCGCCAGCAGCCAGUGGCGCGUCCGCGGGCACGGGGACUGCAGGGGGGAGCAAUGGGGCGGUGGGGGGAGCAGGCGGAGCGGGAGGGGCGGGGGAGAAGGAGAAGGCAGGGGGCGAGGGCGAGGGGUCGUACGUGAUCUUUAACGUUGGCGAAUCACUCUUUGUCGCGGACGCCAACAGUACAGACAAGGAGCCACUGAAGGCGCUGCAGUUCAUGGGGGCGAGCGGGCUGUGCCACGCGUUUGACGGUGCUGUGGCAAGCAGGGACGCACAGGGCACGGCGGGCAGGGACACUCAUGACCUGUUGAUUGCCACCACUGCAGGCGACAGCCGAGAUGGGCUGUUUGUGACAGCGCAUGCGGAUUGGAACGUGUAUGUCUUUGACAAGCACCGGGACGGCACCACGGAGCCAGGCUUCCCCCCCAUCAAGGACGCGCAUGCGUUCUCCACCGCUCAUGCGCGCUCCAACAAGAGCAACCCGCUAGCGCGGUGGCACAUAUCGCCCUCAGCCAUCAACGCCCUCGCCUUCUCCCCUUCAGGCUCGCACAUGGCCACCGUCUCCCGCGAUGGCUACCUACGAGUGUUUGACUGGGAGCGGGAGGCCCUAGAGGGAGGGUGCAAGAGCUACUAUGGCGCGUUCCUGUGCUGCGCCUUCAGCAGUGACGGACGGCUGGUGGCGGCAGGCGGGGAGGACGAUUUGGUGGCCCUGUGGGACCGCCACUCGCACGCCGUGCUCGCCUGGUGCGAGGGGCACUGCUCCUGGGUGACAGCAGUGGCAUUCGACCCCUUCCUCUCCAUCACGCCUCCCCCACCCUCCACCAUCGCCUCUCCACCCUCCACCACCGCGGCUACUUCCUCCGCCACUCCCUCUUCUGCCUCCCCCAUCCCCACCAGCAGCGCCACCACAGGCAGUGGUGCGGGUGUGGGGGCGGCAGUGGCCUCGGGUGGUGCGGAGGGCAGCUACCGGCUGGGGUCCGUGGGGCAGGACACGCAGCUGCUGCUGUGGGACAUAGCUCUAGACGACGUGGUGCUCCCCUUGCGCCUCCAUCCGCACCACCAAUCAGCUGCUGCCACGUCAGCAUCUCACCCUCAUGACGAGGAGCAGCAGCGGUGCUGGUGCCGCCUCCUUCCCGCAAAGACGUGCCAAGAAUAUCGCCAGUGA